Molecule: messenger RNA, 960 nt
Organism: Engraulis encrasicolus (European anchovy)
Lineage: Eukaryota; Metazoa; Chordata; Actinopteri; Clupeiformes; Engraulidae
Product: odorant receptor 131-2-like
Exons: 1
Coding region: 1-960 (319 amino acids)
Biological process (GO): G protein-coupled receptor signaling pathway; detection of chemical stimulus involved in sensory perception of smell
Cellular component (GO): membrane
Molecular function (GO): odorant binding; olfactory receptor activity; G protein-coupled receptor activity
Source: RefSeq, a predicted model, not a curated record
AUGGAUAACCAGUCCAGUGACGAACUCCUGCUUCUGCAGCAGCUCGUCUACAGCCAGCUGGCGAGUGACGGAGAUCAGCUCAAGGAGACCGUGGUGGUCCUGACCUGUCUCCUCUUCAUCUACAUCAACAGCCUGAUGUUUCACACUCUCCUGAGUAAGCCUGUGUUCAGAGAGCUGCCUCGCUACAUCCUCUUUGCCCACAUGCUCUGCAACGACACCAUUCAGAUGGUGUUGACCGUCGUGCUGUUCUGCCUGGUGGUCGAAAUGAUCCAGAUCAGCAAGCCCAUCUGCGCGGUGGCCGUGUACAUCUCCACUGUGACCUACCGCAACACCGCGUUCAACAUUGCGGUGAUGUCGCUGGAGCGCUACGUCGCCAUCUGUUUCCCGCUGAGGCACAGCGAGAUGGCGACGCCCAACGCCACCGGCGUGGCCAUCGGGACCAUGUGGGUGAUCUCCUCCGUUUGCCCCCUGAUUGACAUAUUUUACGGCAUGAUCAUGGACCCCAUGUAUUACAGCGCCCAGAUAUUUUGCUUUCGAGAGAUGUACGUGAUAACCAGCUGGCAAAUGCAGAUGUUUCAGAUCAUGAACGGGUUUUAUUUUGUGUCGGUAACACUGGUAAUUAUUGUCACUUACAUCAAUGUGAUAGUGGCAGCACACGGAGUGUCUGCAGACAAAAAGAUGGCCCAGAAGGCAAAGAACACAAUCCUACUGCACAUCAUCCAGCUGAUUCUUUGUCUGAGCAGUUUGCUGUUCGGCACAAUUGACACAAUAUUGGCCAGAUACUUAAGCGGCAAACUUCUUCAUCAACUGCGCUUUGUGGUCUUUUUCUUCAUACUUCUUCUUCCGCGGUUCCUGAGCCCCCUCAUCUAUGGCCUAAGAGACGAUGCAGUGGGGGCCCUUUUUCUCUACUAUAUCAGGUGUGGCUAUCAGAAGGUCAAACCCUCUGUUACCACACACUAG